UGUGGAGAUCACACAGGGCCCCCGGACGUUUCACGGUCUAUUGACCCUGUGCCACCACUGCGGUUGCUUUCUUCGCUGCCACCACCCCGCUUCUCACGGGGACACACGGAGUCCAGACAGUUGUUAACAUAAAUAAUCAAUUUUAUUUUUAAAUGCAGGAAUAAGCGUAUGGUUUCGGUUUAUUUUUCUUUUGUCAGUUUCUUACACUUAGUUCCUAACAACUCCAAACUGAUUAAUCCAUCUAUCUAUCUGCCUCAACCUAACAAUUCCUCUCACUCUCUCACAAUACAACUCGACCAACCCACUGCCUAUUCCACCCUCUUCCUUCUCCAACACCCAAGCCUCAACUCCCAACUGACAAACCCCAACUCCCAACUCCCAAACCUCAACUGACUUUUCAAAACCUCCCACUCUAUCUUUUACUCCCCCCUUGCAUUCUCACUGGCCAAUCACAUCACACCCAUUUUAACCCUUUCCUUGACCCAUCCUAGGAGGCAAACGCCACAAUCAGGAAUAACUUUUGAUGGUAAGAGCUGUUCAACAAUGGAAUGGACUCCCUCAGGAGGUGAUGGGCUGUCCUUCCUUGGAGGUUUUUAAGCAGAGGUUGGAUAGCCAUCUAUCAUGGAUGCUAAAGCUGAGAUUCCUGCAUUGCAGGGGGUUGGACUAGAGCAGGCUUCCUCAACCUUAGCCCUCCAGAUGCUUUUGGCCUACAACUCCCAUGAUCCCUUGCUAGCAGGACCAGUGGUCAGGGAUGAUGGGAAUUGUAGUCUCAAAACAUCUGGAGGGCCGAGGUUGAGGAAGCCUGGACUUAGAGGACCCUUGUGGUCUUCUCCAAACCUACAAUUCUAUGCACAAUUUUAUAAACUUCUACUCUGUCUUCUUUCUUUUGUUUUCUCAUGAUGAAAAUGUCCUAAAUCCUGUAAUCAUAGCAAAAUUGCUCCAUGCCCUUGAUCGUUUUGAGUGCUCUUUUCUUAAGCUUUUUUCCAACUCUGGCAAAGGGGAUUACUGCAACGCCACUAAUUGCCUAAGAUCCCUGCAGUUUUUCGUGAGGCUCCGAAUCAGAGUAUAUUGUGUGCUUGUCACAUAGCCUAGAGCUGCAUCAAAGUUUAGCAACUGCAGCAGUUUCCGCUUGUUCAAUGGUUUUACUGUGGACUAGGGAGUGGUGGUUUGGGAUGGGGGGAGGAGGUGGGCAGGUCCUGCCUAUUGGCCAACUCAGAGGAGGAAGUGAACAGCAGCAGCUGGCAGGGUGGAGAGGGAAAGUGCCCUGCCGAGAAGACCUUUGGCAUUUAUUUUGCUAGUUUACGGGGAGGUGAGUUCGCAUGAAACAAUAACAGGGAAUGUAACUUCUGCCGAUAGCUGAGAGCUUUCUUUCAAAUUAAUGCUUUAAGUAGCUUGGCCUUCCUGUGUGAUUUCUUUCAGUUGGAAGGAAGACCUCACUGUGUUGCAUGAAUUGGACUUCCUGCCUGGUAAACGGUAGUUAUAGGGGCUGCAGUCUUGGGUAAAAUUGCAGAGAGAAAUGGAAUUUGUGCGGAGAAAAUGUUUGUGGUGAUGGAGGAGGGGAGCAUUGUCUUGGAGGGCCAGGGGGGUUGCCCCAUUUGUCGUUUUGAUCACAAAACAUUCUGUGGUUCAGUUGUCUUUUUCAGUGGCUUGGGUGAAGGAAUUGGAGGGGAUCCCCACCAAAUUUGCAGAUGACACCAAGCUGGGAAGGGGUCACCCAGGCUGCAGAGGACAGAACCGUGCUUCAAGGUGACCUUAAACAGAGAAUGGGGCCCAAACAUUUGUCCAUAGGGACAAAUGUACUGCACUUAGGCAGAAAGAACGAGCUGCACAAAUAUAAGAUGGGGGGUGGGAUCUGGCUUGCCAGUACAGUGGUACCUCGGGUUAAGAACCUAAUUUGUUCUGGAGGUCUGUUCUUAACCUGAAAGUGUUCUUAACCUGAAGCACCACUUUAGCCAAUGGGGCCUGCUGCGCCGCUGCUGCACUAUUUCUGUUCUCAUCCUGAAGCAAAGUUCUUAACCCGAGGUACUAUUUCUGGGUUAGCAGAGUCUGUAACCUGAAGCGUAUGGAACCCGAGGUACCACUGUAGUACAUUUGGACUAGAUGAGCCCUGUGGUCUUCUCCAAAUCUACAAUCCUAUGAUUCUAUCUAAAGAAUAGAAUGUGUGCAUACAAGCUCUCUUUUUGAUGGUGUCUUCCAGAAGUGGGAAUCUUUCUCAGCCUGAAACCCGCACUCCUUCUGGGCAACGUGCCAGUGGUGGGUGGGGCCUGAGGCAAAGGUGGGUGCACAGAUGGCUAGUUUAUUGUCAUAAUUAAAAGAUACAUUCCAGCUGGGCAUAUAUACUCAAGGAGGGUGUGAGGCAGGCUCAAUGAACAGGGUGUCCCGGGGUGUCUCCCCAAGGCUAGAUAGAUGGCCCCCAGAUAUAACAUUCCCCACCUCUCUGUUUGAAGGGCUUAUCUGGUCUUGCAAUGGGCUGCAAUUAUUUUCCCCAUUCAGAGUAUACCAAUUAUUUCUAAAUUUGCAUCCACACACCUGUAAAUUAGUACAUGCCCAUUUUGUACAAAAUUGUGCCUCCUUUUCGGGGGGAUGUGUAAGCGGUCAGCCUAGUCGUUGGCUCUGUUGGGUUGUUGUUGCGCAGUAUAUCACCUGAGAUAAAACUUGUAUGGGGAAUCUGGGCAGGACUGGCUGUGGCGUUCGUACCGAGCCCCCGGUCGUUUCACGGACUAUUGACCCGUACACCACUAAUCCGCUGCCACCAACCAGCUCCUCCCUGGUAAAAUCACUUCAGUCUUAGUCAGCUUUUCAAUUCAUAAAGAAGACUGUAUUUUAUUUCAGACAUAAAACAAAACUUUUACAGCAUUCCAAACGGUGUUCCUCUUUACUUUCUUAGUCUUAUGUUCCUCUCUCUAUCUCUGCUACCUCCCCCCCACACUCAAGGACCAACUGCCCUAACUGUCUCUCUAUUACCAACUGCCUUUCCCAACCAGCCAACCCACGCAAUCCAACCAACUACCCACCCACCCACAACUCCCAACGAACUCCUCCCAGAACUAGUUUUAUAGACCCACUGACUCCACCCCCCUGGGUCCUGUCUGUGCAACCUAUUUAACUAUUUCCCCUCCAGCACUCUCUCAUAUAUGUUAACAUCACACUGGCCUUAUCAAAAAUACGAAGUAGUUGCUGUAGGGAGCAGAUUCCAGAGCAACUGCGAUUCACAUCUGAGGCCAACUCAAUUUGGAGAUGCGCAACCCAGUUUCACUGAGCCCAUGACUGAAGGAGCCCAUGACUGAAGGAGACCAUGUUCCACAGACUCCCCAUCUCUUUCCUCUCCCACCAAAUAACCAAUAUCCUCCUGGCUGCCAUAGCAAUGUGUAAGCAGCCAGCCAAUUCCUUUAUGAUGUUUAGGUUGUGUACAUUACCAUACAUUGAAAGGGGACUCUAGUUUCCAGGUGCUGGGAUCUGCAGCGCCAUGAGAGGUAAACUAUAGUUUCAGUAAUCUUGGGGGGUGUGUGUGUGUGUGCUUUAACUCUAAGAUGUGUAUGCAGCCUUAGGCUGUGUACAAUGCAGCAGAGUAAAAAAUAAUUUAAAAUUAACUGUAGCAAGGUUAUCCUUCUUCUCAAUUUGGAUUGAACCUGGUUUUGCGGAGAAACCAGGCACAGUAUUUCCCUAAGAAGAAACAGGCUAGAUAUCUGAGCCAUGUGUACACCACAUCCCAAACCAGUGGGUGGGAGGGCAGAGUAAAUGUGCACAUUUAAAGUACACAGAAUGUACACAGUACAUUGCACAUUUGAAGCACAUACUUUCAGUGCCUGCGGAAGAUGUUCUUAUUUAGACAAGCCUACCCAGAUGGUUAGAAAGUCUGUAUGCGUUUCAAUUCAUUUUGCUCUAUUCUAUUGCGGUUUUAACUUUCUGCGUUAUGCAAUUAUUGAUUGCAGUGAUCAUUUUACGGCUUCGUAUUUAUUUAUUUAUUUGUAAUCUGCUUUGAGGUUUUCUAUGGUCAAGCGGCACAUCUGUUGUAAGAGAUCAAUAAAAAAAAUGCAAACCUCUCUCUACCCCACCCCCUGGCCCAACAAAUCCCGGGAACUCUAGUUUGCCUCCUGCGCUGAGCAACAAUUCCCAGCACCCAUUCAACUACAAUUCCUGGUAAUUCUUUGGCGGAAACCGUGUGCUUUCAGCUGUAGGCGUGUGGACUCUUCAAAGAGCUUAAGCCAGCCUUUCUCAACCUGUGGGUCCCCAGGUGUUGUUGAACUACAACUCCCACCACCCCUACCUAGCAAGGCCAGAGCUCAGGGAUGAUGGGAGUUGUAGUCCAACAUCUGGGGGAACCACAGGUUGAGGACCGCUGCGUGAGUGUUUCUCAAACUUGGGUCCUCAGGUGUCGUUGGACUACAACUCCCACCAUCCCUGACCACUAGUCCUACUACUUAGGGAUGAUGGGAAUUGUAGUCCAACAACAGCUAGGAACCCAAGUUUGAGAAGCACUGGAAGAGCCCAAGCCUUGCUCUCCUCCUCUCUCAGGCAAAACUUGGGAUUUAUUUUUCGCAAAGCGGGAGCUUCGGGCCUGCGGGCUUUUUCUCCUCUCGUCUCUGGAAAAGAAAAAGCACAUUUUCCUCUCUCCCUCCCUCCCUCCUCUUUCUUCGCUCUCUGCAGGGCCCCCACACCCACGCAAGGAAGUGGCGGCCACAUUUUCUCCCCCCCCCCCACUUCCCUCUCGAGCUGAGGAGAAAAGGGGAAGUCGGAGAGAGCAGAGAAGGAGGAGAGAAAAAAGCGCGGCUGCCGGUUCGCGUCGACGCCUCAGAGUCCGUGAACCAGGCUGCCGGCCGGCCGGGGCCUCCUUUUCCCGGAGCCAGGAGAGGCCAGGCUGCUUUGCGCCCGGUUCGCCUCCGGGUGCCGUCGAGGUAAGUGGCUCCCUCAAGAUGCCCGCACGACGUGGCGGCGGCGGCGGCGGCUCCUUCUCCUUCGACGGAGGGAGCUGCUGCUGCUACUGCUGCUUCUGGCGGGGCUCCAGGCCGCCCCGGCCCCGCUUCCCCGACUCCCUUCUCUCGGCGCCACCAGGAUAUUUUUGCGCCCCGGGCGAGGCAAACUCCUUCCGCCCUCUCCCCGCCUCAGUUUUUAGCGUUAUGUUUGGCCGACUUCGGUUUUCAAAAGCCUUGCAGAAGUCAAAAUAUAAAGCGAGGGCAAAAUGUCCUGAGGACGAAUCUGUAAGAAAACUGCUCCCCUCAAAGGUGCGCCCCUCGGAGAGAGAGCUGCGCCCUAGCGGGAGAACUUUUUAUUAAACUCGGUGUUUUUCCCUCCCUUUGCUUCUUCCUGAAAUCAAAGCUGCUUUUCGCGCAGCAAAGAGGAAGCAAUUGCGCUCCCCCUACCAAUCUCCCCAUUUCCAGUUUUCGUUUUUUUUUUAAAAAAGUUAGUUUCUAGCAUAUUUUCAGAAGUUGAGAUAUGCGGCAAAAUGCUGCUCUCCUUUACGGGGAGAAAUUAGCCUGCUCCUCACUUACUUUACUUUAUAGUCUCCCCUCUGAAAAAGAAAAGUCUUGUGAAUGCCCACGAGCAAGACCUGGGUUUUUUGGUGUGUGUUGGAUGCCUUUUGAUGUUUUGCGUCUAUUCCCUACAAAAUUCUGGAGAAGAGCAUCGGCUUUGCAUGCAGGAGGUUUCUUCCCCUUCCCCAUCAUCUCCAGGUGGGGCUGAGAAAUAUUUCCUGUAUUUAAUCCUGGAGAGCUGUUGCCAGUCCGUGCAGACAACACUAGGAAACCUGGGGAACCCAGAUACUGGGGAAACCCAGCCAGAUAGGCAGGGUAUAAAUAAUAAAUUAUUAUGAUGAUGAUGGGAGGAACCAAUGGUCUGACUUAGGAUAAGGCAGCUUCCCGUGUUUUAAAACAAUCCUGUUUAAGGUUGCUUUGAAUUAGGAUGAGAAGUCAGGCUCAGUUUCUCGCUGAGAGGCAUUAUUACAUUUCUAAGCAAGGACUGAUGUGUUUCAGCUGCGGCUGGGCCACUUCCUCAACAUGCAAGGUACUUAAAAAAUAAUAAUGUGUGUGUUCAGCACUGUGGGUUUAAAAAAUAAAAAAAGGAAGGAGUAGCUCAGCAGAAAGCUAUGUGGCACUUUAAAGAAAAAACAUUAGCGGCAGCAGAGGCCCACGUCAUCAAAGCCAUCAAAUGUAAUGUAAUUCAUGUAUUGCAGUUGAUUUUAGUCUACAGAAGUACCCCCCACCACGGCAAAAAAAGAAAAGAAAAGAAAGUUAGGGUUGUACCCAGCUACGCCCUACUCAAAGUAGACCUGUUGAAAUGAAUGAGGCAUGUCCAUUAAUUUUGGUAGGUCUACUGGCUAUGGCAAGCCUUUAAGAUGCCAUGAGAUUCUUUUGUUUUAAUAUUUGCUGUUGCUUGCCGGGUGCAUGCUAUAACUUUAAAAGCGUAUUCAAAAGACAUUCUUUCCUUCAGAGAAUUCUGGGCUCUAUAGUCUGCUAAGGAGUUGCUGGGAAUGGUAACUCUGCGGGGUAAACUACAGUGCCCAGAAUUCUUUGCAGGAAGGAAUGCAUUUUGAAUGUGCUUUAAAAGUAUCCAGUGUGUGCACAGCCUAGCGGAGAUUAAGGAUCUGGGAUUUGCACAUUAGAGCAUUUAAUAUGAUGUCACAAGCUCUACGAAAGGUUCGUUUUAAGGGAAGGCAACUCAACUGACUCUUUGGGGUGCCGGUCUUGAGGGGUGCAGGAGAUUGGGCUGUCAUAGGGGUCAGGGUGUGGUGUCUUCUAGACCAGAACUUUCCAUACUUUUCAUGUUGGUGACACACUUUUUAGACAUCAUUUUACGACAUAGUCAUUCAGUUUUACUAGCAAACCGGAGGCUAAACGGAGCCCUUUCCAGCCCCGGGAGGAGCAUGGGGAGCGUUUGUGCGACAUACAGUGGUGCCCCGCAAGACGAAUGCCUUGCAAGACGAAAAACUCGCUAGACGAAAGAGUUUUCCGUUUUUUGAGUCGUUCCGCAAGACGAAUUUCCCUAUGGGCUUGCUUCGCAAGACGAAACGUCUUGCGAGUUCUUGCGAGUUUGUUUCCUUUUUCUUAAAGCCGCUAAGCCGUUAAUAGCCACUAAGCCACUAAUAGCCGUGCUUCGCAAGACGAAAAAACCGCAAGACGAAGAGACUCGCGGAACGGAUUAAUUUUGUCUUGCGAGGCACCACUGUAUCUACAAACUGCAGCCGAACACACUUAACGUAUCAUGACACACAGUUUGGAAAGCUCUGCUCUAGACGUUGAACUACAACUCCCAUCAGCCUUGGCUAUUGACCAUGCCGGCUAGGAGAGAUGGAAGUCCAACAUUAUACAAGGCAGCACUUGGCUCCCCUAGGCCCAACUAUUUGCUCCUAUCUUGAUGUACAACCAGCUCAUCUUGACUUGGAAUAUGUGGCCAGCGUAGCCUUUUCAUGCUUUCUUUUAAAAAUGAGUUAUGGGGAAAUGCAUGGCAUUGGGUGCCCAUGUGCAAGUUCUGUUCUCAGUGCCAACACAUUUGAGUGCUUUUGUAGUGAACAAGCUCUGUAGGGGAAAGCUAGACGCUGACUCGACUCUAUCACAAGCAGAGAUGUGGCAAAAAAUAGCAUGUGUGCUGGAAUAAAAAAGGCAAAAAGUGAUUAAUUUUCAUGCUUCGGGGCAAAAAAAAAGGGGGGGCUACAGGAGACAUUUUUCCCUCUAGGGGGCACUCUGGCCCAAUUGGGUUCUGCUUCCAGAGAGAACUAAGGUUGCACAAAUUUCUGAUAGGUGAGGUAUGCUGGUUUUUUCAGCAUUAAAGUUGGCAGGCCUCUAUUAAACCAAAAGGGAGAAAGUUCCUGCCUUCAGAGAAGCCUGUGUAUAUAUAUAUAUAUAUAUAUAUAUAUAUAUAUAUACACACACACACACACACACACACACGCACACACACACACACACACACACACACACACACACAGAGUGGUACCUCGGGUUACAUACGCUUCAGGUUAGACUCGCUAACCCAGAAAUAGUACCUCUGGUUAAGAACUUUGCUUCAGGAUGAGAACAGAAAUCAUGCUCCGGUGGCAGCAGGAGGCCCCGUUAGCUAAAGUGGUGCUUCAGGUUAAGAACAGUUUCAGGUUAAGAACGGACCUCUGGAACGAAUUAAGUACUUAACCGAUCCAUGCGGGAGGCACGUUCGCAACCCGCAGCGCUGUGUCUGCGCACACGCGGGUUGCGAUUUGGCGUGCAUGUGCAAAGCGCGAUUUAGUGCUUCUGCACAUGCGCAAGCUGAAGCAUGCAAGCACUGAAGCAACCCAUUCCGGUACUUCCGGGUUCGGUGCGGUGUGCAACCUGAAAACGUGCAACCUGAAGCAUCUGUAACCUGAGGUAUGAGUGUGUGUGUGUGUGUGUGUAUUUCUGAGUCAGUUAUUGAUCUGGGUAUUUCUCUCUCAACUGGAGGGAGAUGGGUCCACCAGAACUGUGACUCAUGAAGAGACGCUGUAGGAGUCUCCUAGAGGGCAGUCAAUUAUGUUGUCAGUCUAAUUAAUCAGAUGAUCAUAGAAUUGUAGAGUUGGAAGGGACCCUUAGUUCAACGCCCUGCAAUGCAGGAAUCUCAACUAAAGCAUCCAUGACGGAUGGCCACCCAACCUCUGCUUAGAAACCUCCAAGGAAGGUAAGAGAAUUACUUGCCCCCAGUGGAGGCCGGCUGGAAGGAGAUCAGCAACUCAUGCUUUUUGCAUAUCCAAGCCAGCAAGGAUUUGGCUGACACUGGGGGAACUCAGCCAGCUUGCAGCUCCCUGCUCCCUACAGCUACUAACACUCAGCCAAGCCCAUCGGAAUCUCCAGCAACUCAUGCAGAGAUACAAUGGAGAGACUCCUCUGAGGGUGGAUCAUUCUGCUAGAGACCUGCUUUACCGCUGAGUCACAGCCUUUUCCUGUUUAUUGGAUGUUCUAGCUGAGGCUGAUGGGAGUUGGAAUCCUUCCCUAUAAAUCUGCUCUCCACCUACACACAAACAAGCCUCCAGGAUUGGUAGCGUAGAGAUUUCAUCAUAUUUUGUACCCUAUACGUUUUGUUGUCUGGCAGCUAUGAUUACUUCACUGCCUGGAAGAUGUUGGUCAUAAUUCCCACUGGAGACAGACAAACCAUGCCUUGUAUAAAGUUGUGUAAAGAUUACUCCUUUUUCCAGAAGUUGUUGCUGCUUUUGUCACUGUUUUGUGUAGAGGAGAACUUCUGGGCACAGUUUUACAGGGCAGAGUCUCCUAUAGAUGAAGGAGAGCAAUUGAGACUUUUUUUUUUAAAAAAGCGAUUUUUAUGAAAUACUGAGAAAUAAUCAAACAAUAUACAGAAGUCACCAUCAAAUACUAAGCAUUUUUUAAACAUAGAAACAAAAAUAAAGAAAAGAAGAAGAAACUUUGAAUUCUCUAACAGCUUUAAAAACUCAUGCAAAACUCUCGCGCCACUGGCGAUUUAUUAAAGUGUAUUUGCAAUAUUUGCUUAAUUUACAAACCUGCAAGCUUGAGCCCAGGUGGAGGCAGAACAACUAAGCUCACACCUGAGUUCAGGUGUGAGGAGGCCUUUGGCCAGCUGCCCUCUAGUGGGCUCAUGUGGGAAGGACAGGCAGGAAGGCACACCUGAAAGACACCAACCACACUUGGCUCUGCCAGCAGCAGUCUCUGGUGAUUUUACCUGACUGGAAUGUGUCAUUUGAACUGUGGGGAAAAUCCCUCUUGCUUGCCCAGAGGAAAGAUGGGUAGGGGUGUCUGGCUGCAUUGACUUUUGCCACACUCACAAGCGGCCUGCACUUCCUGAAUCAUCCACAAGCAGGUAUUGGCAAAUACGCCAAUUUCAAUUUCUUGCUUUCCCAUUCUUCAGUUCUCCACAUUUCCAUAUCAGUCUGUGGUUCUUCUUCUUCUUCUACUUCUACUUCCUUUUAAAAAAAGUGCUCAUGAAAAUUCACCAGCAUUUUAGUCCAUUUCCUCCCCCAAAAACCUGCAUUUUUGCAAAGCAAUUUCCCCUAAUACAAUGCAUUUUUGUAUGUUCACCAUUAUGUGCAUUAACUGUAUGCGUUUUUGUAAACGUUACUUGGAUGUGCAUUGCAAAAUUUGGAGAGGUGUGAAUUUCGAAGGAAGGGCGGUGUUUCAGUUCAUCUGUUGUUUUGGAAAGUGUGAAUUAGUGAAGGUUGUCUAUAAAUAUGAACUGCAGGCAAAUUCUGCCCCAUCCCUUCCCAUGAGGGCUGAUGAAGGAGGUUUAUGACUCCUUUCCCUUCCACAACCUUUCCGUGAACCACCUGGUUGGAGCUUACGCCAUUCCUCUGGCCACAGUCAGACAACCUCUUGCAAAGCAAGACUGAACAGAACCCAGCCGAAGAGCCCAGACCUGGUGUUACACCACCCACAGAAUUGUCUCUUAUGAUUCCACUUCCUGCCGGGUCUGUUUCUAGCCUUAUAUGGCGUUUGUCAAAUUGCUCUUCGUCAAGAUGCAGCUGUUUCCUCUUUCCGCCUUCCUUCUCUAAUUAUAAGCACACGCUAUGGAUUCUCGUGGGCGGAAGUCAUUCUGAGCAGGACAACACGGGCUGUAGUCCAACAUGUACUUUACUGGACCGUAAGUCCCACUGAAGAUGGCGAGGGUUUACUUCUGAGUAAACAAGCAUACAAGUGCACUGGAGGGUAGGACUCGAACCCAUGGCUUCAAGUUACAAGAAAGGAGAUUCCGGCUAAACACCAGGAAGAACUUUCUGGUAGUAAGAGCUGUUCGGCAGUGGAACAGUCUCUCUUGGGAGGUGGUGGACUCUCCUUCCUUAGAGGUUUUUAAGCAGGCGUUGAUGGCCAUCAGUCAGGGAUGCUUUUGCUGAGAUCCCUGCAUUGCAGGGGGUUGGACUGGAUGACCCUCGGGGUCCCUUCCAGCUCUACAAUUCUAUGAUUCUACAACCUUCCACCUCCCUUGAGAGCCAGUGUGGUAUAGUGGUUAAGAGCGGUGGACUCGUAAUCUGGUGAACUGGGUUCGCUUCUCCGCCCCUCCACAUGCAGCUGCUGGGUGACCUUGGGCCGGUCACACUUCUCUGAAGUCUCUCAGCCCCACUCACCUCACAGAGUGUUUGUUGUGAGGGAGGAAGGGAAAGGAGAUUGUUAGCCUCUUUGAGACUCCUUAAGGGGAGUGAAAGGUGGGAUAUCAAACUCUUCUUCACCCUCUUCUUCUCCCUUGCUCAAGCCCUUGGUGGACUGCGUCUGAUGAAUCUGUGGUCCAAAACAUCUGGAGAGCAGCAGGUUAGGGAAGGCUGAUGCUAGACCGUAGCUGCUCCUGCCAAUAUGGCUUAAUUAAUACAAUCACCAAAGGAAAUGAAUUGCUGUCCUUGAUUGCCCUGGUGGCCAGUCUGGUGGUCAAGCAGUGGGAACUGGCUGAGUGAAAGUUAAGAGCUGAUGUCGAGGGAGCCCCUUCAAAUCUGUUCUUUCUUUCAAGCCAGCUUCCUGUUUUGAAAGGUUAUCAGAACCGCCUUGUUCCCUUUCAAUAGUCAUUCUGAGCCAAAGGCCGCUGGGUGUAAGACGAAGAGUCUGCCAGGAUUUAAGCAGGAAGGAUUCAGGAACAUACAGUAGUGGGAAAUUUAGGUCUGUGCAAUUAAAGUGGACUUAAGUCCUCUCGUCACUAGGAAGGAAAGGAAAUUUCCAUUUCUCAUUUUUCCAUUCUUAAAUUCAGUUCUUGACAUAUAUACAGCAAGAUGCGAUUUUAUUUUUUUUAAUCGUCAUGAAAACUCACCAGCAGUUUGGUCCAGAUUCCUCCUAGUAAACAGGCAGACCUACCUCACAGGGUUGUUAGGGGGUAAAGAAUAGGGAUGGUAGAGAGGAGACCAUUUAUGUUGCCUUAGGUUCUUGGAGGAAGGGCAGGAUAAGAGAUAAAUACAUUUACAGUGCAAUCUUAUACCUGUUAUAAGCUUUGAGCUCAAAAGGACAUGCAGAAUUAAGCCCUUUUGAGCUCAAAGGGGUUUGGUCCCAGGUAAGGGGCCACAAGACUUGCAGCCAACCUUAACUAUUUUGAAAUAUGUUCCUUAGGAAAAUAUUAACUGUUUUUUCUGUACAGGUUGAGAAGCCAUGGCUUAUCAGAGUUUCCUGCUGGAGCCAAUCAGCUGUCAUGCCUGGAACAAGGACAGAACCCGUAAGCCCUUUUCUUUUGCAUUAUGAUUGUUUAAUUUUAGUAAUCACUUUCCACACAAGCAUCUCAAGGCAAUGUGUUGUAAAAAUAGCAAAAAACCAGAAGCACUGAAACCAGGAAAAAUAUUUUGAAAACAACACGAAACGGGUACCCAUGGCAGAGACUCAUUCAUCCAGCUGGAAAAGUCAGUCAGAACAAAAUGUCCCCAGUUGUUUCCAGAAACAUCUUUUAACUGCUGACCAUGCUGGUUGAGGCUGAUGGUUGUUGCGAGUCCCAACAGCUGGUGGAGGACCACAGGGUCUACACCCUCCUGCUGCAGGGGGAGUGAGUGUUAAUAAUUAUAACAACAACAGCAACAACAAUUUAUUAUUUAUACCCUGCCCAUCUGACUGGGUUUCCCUAGCCACUCUGGGCAUCUCCCAACAGAAUAUUAAAAACACGAUAAAACAUCAAACAUUAAAAACUUCCCUAAACAGGGCUGCCUUCAGAUGUCUUCUAAAAGUCAGAUAGUUGUUUAUUUCCUUGACAUCUGAUGGGAGGGCGUUCCACAGGGCAGGCGCCACUACCGAGAAGGCCCUCUGCCUGGUUCCCUGUAACCUCACUUCUUGCAGUGAGGGAACCCUCAGAAGGCCCUCGGAGCUGGACCUCAGUGUCCGGGCAGAAUGAUGGGGGUGGAGAUGCUCCUUCAGGUAUACUGGGCCGAGGCCGUUUUAAAGGUCAGCACCAACACUUUGAAUUGUGCUCAGAAAUGUACUGGGAGCCAAUGUAGAUCUUUCAGGACCAGUGUUAUGUGUUCUCAGCUGCCGCUCCCAGUCACCAGUCUAGCUGCAGCAUUCUGGAUUAGUUGUAGUUUUCGGGUCACCUUCAAAGGUAGCCCCAUGUAGAGCACAUUGCAGUAAUCCAAGUGGGAGAUAACCAGAGCAUGCACCACUCUGGCGAGACAGUCUGCAGGCAGGUGGGGUCUCAGCCUGCGUAUCAGAUGGAGCUGGAAGACAGCUGCCCUGGACACUGAAUUGACCUGCUAACUGGGAGCUACCUGGAUUACUGGUUCUUGCAGCAAAUCUGGUCCUCGGUUGGGAGCAACUGCAAGAGAAGAGAAUGCGAGCGAUUGCCUAUGGCAUGAAUAGAUGUGGGAGGGUGGGGGAGGGAGAGAAUACAGCCAUUGUUUGUGGGUCAGCAGAAUGCCCUGGCGGAUUGCGGCCAGCAGGACUUCCUGCUCCCCAGCUGUAGGGUUUUGAAAGAACUGCUGCGAUUUGCAUGAUUGUCCCCAGGAAUAUAAACAUAACAACACUUGAAGCAUAUUUAAACCACAUGGCUUCCGCCUAGACAUUCCUGGGAACCAAAGCUUAACCUUUCCUGAGACACCAUUCCCAGCACCUUUAGCAAAUGACAGUUCCCACAAUUCCCACAAUGGGGGGAAGCCAUGUGCUUUAAACAUGUGGUGUGUUACGCAGCCUCUCCUUUCCAGAGAAGGGGAGGUGGGAAGAGAAAAGAGGCUCUCGGGUACUUGGGAAGAGGCUGUAGAGUACUCAAGUGAAGAUGUUGCUCUCUACCUUUUCCUAGGGCUAGUUCACAUGAGCAGAUGCAUCCCUUGAAAUCAUGGCCCAUUUGCAAAUCAAAACCACAUGUUUUGUAGCAGCGUCAGGAGCUAAAUAACUUUGGAAGAGCUGGAAGGGACCUAAGAGCUCAGGGCAAAAGUCCUUCCUGACCAUUUGUGACUGGUGUCUUGGGCACACCCCCAAAACCCCCAAAUGUGCCCUCAGCCUCCGAAAGCUUGGCAGAACUCGAAAUACGCAAUAUGUGCACAAACUCUUCCCCGCCUUCUGUUCCACAGAACUUGCCAUCUGUCCCAACAACCACGAAGUUCACAUCUACAAGAAAGAUGGGACAAAGUGGAGCAAAGUCCAUGAGCUGAAGGAGCACAACGGGCAGGUGACAGGUGAGGACCUUUCGAUUCCUCUUCUGGUGUGCGAAACGGCACACACACAACCUUCUAAAGAGCCAUAACCCCUGUAAGGCCAUUAUGCCUAACAUUACCUAACGGUUCCGUUGCCUUCUUUAAAAAAACAAAACACUGUUUAUUUGUUGAUGAAUCCACCCUUAAAUUCAGCAGCCCUUGUAAUCGAGGCCUGCCUUGUGGUCCUCUGAUCUAUGGUGUCCUUUGCAGGCAUUGACUGGGCCCCCGACAGCAACCGCAUAGUGACCUGCGGGACAGACCGUAACGCUUACGUGUGGACCCUGAAGGGCAACGUGUGGAAGCCGACAUUGGUCAUUCUGCGGAUCAACCGCGCUGCUCGCUGCGUUAAGUGGUCUCCCAAAGAGAACAAGUUUGCGGUCGGCAGCGGCUCAAGGCUCAUCUCCAUCUGCUACUUUGAGCAAGAGAAUGACUGGUGAGUCUCGCCAAGGAGCAGAGGAGGAGGAGGAAUAAUAAUAAUAAUAAUUAAUUAUUAUUUAUACCCCGCCCAUCUGAAGAAGAAUAGAAUCAUAGAAUUGUAGAGUUAGGAGGGAGGGUAACCUAGUCCAAGCACCCCUGCAAUGCAGGAAUCUCAAUCCAUUAUAAAUGGAUUUAUAUAUGGAAUUUGGUGGCCCUGACCCAAUCGAGCUUUGCCUGCGUUGGACCCCUUCCUGCAUUGAGCAUGAACUGCUCAAAGCCUCAGCUGCUUCUUCACUUAUUUUUGUUUUUCAUAAGAAAGGCUUGCUUACUUGCUUGCUAUGAUUACUGUCUUGUCCCUCAUAUUUGCUGUCUCUCCUAGGUGGGUUUGUAAACAUAUCAAGAAGCCCAUUCGAUCGACAAUCCUUAGCCUUGACUGGCACCCUAACAACGUUCUCUUGGCGGCUGGAUCCUGUGAUUUCAAAUGCAGGUGAGGCAAAUAUCCUGGAUCGCAUCCAACGUGUGACUUCAGGAUGUGUUUGGGGUGGGGGGAGGGGAGGCCUGUUGGACAGUCUCCCGUCCAGGCCUUGACCGGAUCUGCUCCUUGCUUAGCUUUGAUAGACCCUCCAGUAACAUGCUUUCCCCCUCCGUCCCUCCCUCCCACCUCUCCUCUCCCUCCUGCCCUGUAGGAUUUUCUCUGCUUACAUCAAAGAGGUUGAGGAGCGGCCCUCGCCAACCCCCUGGGGAUCCAAGAUGCCGUUUGGAGAGCUCAUGUUUGAGUCGGGCAGCAGCUGCGGCUGGGUCCACAGCAUCUGCUUCUCUGGGAGUGGCAGCCGCGUGGCAUGGGUGAGCCACGACAGCACCAUCUGCCUUGCGGAUGCCAACAAGAAGAUGGCGUAAGUUGGGCUAUUGGGUGGGGGUUCAGAGUUUCCCAUGAACUGGCCUGGCCCAGCUGGCUGCAGGGACUUUGCUUCCUUGGGAUGAGUUGAUCCCGAGACUCUGAGCAGAUCCGCUCCAUGCUCGUUCAGCCCCUGUGUAAACCCACACGACUUCCCUCAAAGAGUUCUGGGCUCUGUAGCUUACUAAGUGUGCUGCGAAUGGUAAUAAUAAUUUAUUAUUUGUACCCUGCCCAUCUGGCUGGGUUUCCCCAGCCACUCUGGGCGGCUUCCAACAGAAUAUUAAAAUAAAAUAGUCUGUUAAACAUUAAAAGCUUCCCUAAACAGAGCUGCCUUCAGAUGUCUUCUAAAAAUCUGGUAGUUAUUUUUCUCUUUGACAUCUGGUGGGAGGGGGUUCCACUACCGAGAAGGCCUGGUUCCCUGUAACUUGGCUUCUCACAGUGAGGGAACCACCAGAAGGCCCUCGGAGCUGGACCUCAGUGUCCGGGCAGAACGAUGGAGGUGGAGACACUCCUUCAGGUAUACUGUACCGAGGCCUUUUAGGGCUUUAAAGGUCAGCUCCUUGACAAAUCUGAACCAAAAACAAACACAUACAAAGUCUCUAUUUAGAUCUCUGUGUCUCCCUUAUAGCUCAGUGCUAUAUUGUCCAGUUUCUUCUUUCUGAUCUUUUUGGCUGCCAAAAGAGAAAAAAAUGGUGACUUCAUUGAGUCACUGAAAUGGUUACCUUCUCUGCUGGGGAGAUGUAUCUUUCCUGUAUGGGCGGUAGAGUGAGAAAUCACCUCCUGGGUCCAGUGUAUUGUGGGCAAAAUGGGAAUGGUAGCUGUGGGAGGGGAAAAACUCCUAGGGUGAGGUCAUGCACAUUGAAUGGGUCUUAAAUUAGUGGUGUCGUCUGCCCCCAAUGGAAAUGUGAUGCUUCAAACAAGGCAGAGGUUCAGGGUGGAGGCAGGACCCUGGACAGCGCCUGAGAGCUCAAACAGUGGUUGAGAAAAGCUCAAACGUUGCUUCAGCCACAGACUGUCCAUCAGCGUGGUUCCCUCUUCCUCUAGGGAGAGAAGUCUCUUCAGUUAGAGGGUCCUUAGUCUGCUUCAGCAGUCGUUGACUCCAAUGGACUGAGGGAAAGCAUUGCUCCACUGGGAUUUCUGGGUUGUUGACCUCCGAGUAAGAGGAGGGCAGCUUGGCCUAUUCAGGUUGGAGAGGUGUUGACAGAACAAUUGCCUCUUACACCAGAACUUCUAGGCAUGCCAGGGGCUGGCUCCAAGGUCAAUUUCCUCUUCUGUCCCUCCUCCAAACCCACAGCCUCAUCUCCCAACGAUAGGGAGUGGGAACCCAGAACAUGGGCUGAAUUUUGUGGUAGGCCCAGCCACUAAGGGGCUGUAAAGCAGCUAAUCUGUGCUAACCACCCUUGCCUCAUCCUUCCCUUCAGUGUGGCCUGCCUGUCCACGGAAACUCUGCCUCUCCUGGCUGUGACGUUCAUCACUGAGAACAGCCUGGUGGCCGCGGUAAGUCAUGUACCAUAACUCUUUCCAAGUGUUUAUUUGCCCAGUGAAGAUUCGGGCCCCAUUCCUAUGUGGAGCAAUGGUAUGUGGUAUAGUCCUGCCUGGACCGUGUCAUUACAGUCCGCAAGUGGGCAAUUGCAUUCUUCGAACCAGUGCUUUUUUUCUAAUAAAAUGUUUAGGGGUACUUUCAUUUUCCAACUCCUAUUGAAAUACUGCCCCUCAAUGAGGCCAAACUUAGAUUCACAAAAUGUUUAAGGGUAUGCAUACCUCUGCGUACCCCCAGAAAAAAAGCACUGCUUACAGCCAACACACAAGCGCAUCCACUAAUCUUUGUAAGAUAUUUAUUGAGAUUUUCCAAAUGUUACAAUAUAAAAAUGACAGAAAAGGAAAAAAAAGAAAAAAUACAAAAUACAAAAUAAAAAUGAUUAAAAACCACUCAAUUUUUCCAUUACUUAUUUUUCCUUAGCUUGUUUCCCGGACCUCCUCAUACCUCCCUUUUUUGUAUUCCAGUUCAAUUUGUUGGUUCAGCAAAUCCUUACCCUCUUAGUUUAUCCUAAUCUUUGGUCUUAAAAUAGUAACGUUAGAUUUUUACCUAUUAACAACCCAUUUUUCAUAUUCCCUUAAAGCAUUACAGCUGGAAACCACUUAAUUUCUAUCCAACAUCAUUCUAACAUUCAUUAAUUUUACAAUAUUUCUGUAGAUAGUCUUUGAAUUUCUUCCAGUCUUCUUCCACCGACUCUUCUCCCUGGUCUCGGAUUCUGCCAGUCAUUUCUGCCAGUUCCAUAUAGUCCAUCAGCUUCAUCUGCCAUUCUUCCAGAGUGGGUAGAUCUUGUGUCUUCCAAUACUUUGCAAUGAGUAUUCUUGCUGCUGUUGUGGCAUACAUAAAAAAGGUUCUAUCCUUCUUUGGCACCAAUUGGCCGACUAUGCCUAGGAGAAAGGCCUCUGGUUUCUUCAAAAGGUAUAUUUAAAUACCUUUUCAAUUCAUUAUAUAUCAUCUCCCAGAAAGCCUUAAUCCUUGGGCACGUCCACCAAAGGUGAAAGAAUGUACCUUCAGUUUCUUUACAUUUCCAGCAUUUAUUAUCGGGCAAAUGAUAAAUUUUUGCAAGCUUGACUGGGGUCAUGUACCACCUGUAUAUCAUUUUCAUAAUAUUCUCUCUUAAGGCAUUACAUGCCGUAAACUUCAUACCUGUGGUCCAUAACUGUUCCCAGUCAGCCAUCAUUAUGUUAUGUCCAACAUCUUGUGCCCAUUUAAUCGUAGCAGGUUUCACCGUUUCAUCCUGAGUAUUCCAUUUCAACAGCAAGUUAUACAUUUUUGACAAAAUCUUAGUUUUGGGUUCUAACAGUUCUGUUUCUAAUUUUGAUUUUUCCACCUGGAAGCCAAUUUUCUUGUCCAAAUUGUAUGCCUCCAUUAUCUGAUAAUAAUGAAGCCAGUCUCGCACUUUGUUUUUAAUUUCUCAAAACUCUGCAAUUUCAGUCUAUCUCCAUCUUGUUCCAGAAUUUCCCAAUAUUUCGGCCAUUUGGCCUCCAUAUUGAGCUUUUUCAGAGCUUUUGCUUCCAUCGGUGACAGCCACCUUGGGGUUUUAUUUUCCAAUAAGUCCUUGUAUCUUAUCCAGACAUUAAACAAUGCUUUCCUGACAAUAUGGUUCUUAAAUGCUUUAUGUGCUUUGACCUUAUCAUACCACAGAUAUGCAUGCCAUCCAAAUACAUUGUUAAAACCUUCUAUAUCCAAAAUGUCAGUGUUUUCAAGAAGCAACCAUUCUUUCAACCAGCAAAAAGCUGCUGAUUCAUAGUAAAGUUUAAAGUCUGGCAGGGCAAAUCCACCUCUUUCCUUUGCAUCUGUUAAUAUUUUAAAUUUUAUUCUAGGCUUCUUGCGCUGCCAGACAAAUCUAGAAAUAUCUCUCUGCCACCUCUUGAAACAGUCCAUUUUGUCCACAAUUUGCAAUGUUUGAAACAAAAACAACAUUCUAGGCAAUACAUUCAUUUUUACCGCAGCAAUACAGCCCAGUAGUGAAAGCUUCAAAUUUGACCAAAUUUCUAAAUCUUUUUUCACUUCAGCCCAGCAUUUUUCAUAGUUGUCUUUAAAUAAAUUCCCAUUUUUUGCUGUCAUGUUAAUCCCCAAGUAUUUAACUUUCUUAACCACUGUUAAACCUGUCUCAUUCUGAAAUCUCUCUCUCUCCAUUGGUGUUAAAUUUUUCUCUAGAACCUUGGUCUUUAACUUAUUCAAUUUAAAUCCUGCAACUUGACCAGAUUCUUGAAUCACUUCUAAAACUCUUUUGGUACUAGAUUCUGGCUCCUGUAACGUCAAUACUAAGUCAUCUGCAAAUGCUCUCAAUUUGUACUGUUUGGCUCCGACCUGUAUACCUUUAACCAACCUUCUAAUCAUAUUCAGCAGAACCUCCAGGACCGAUAUAAAAAGCAAUGGGGAAAUUGGGCAACCAUAUUUUUAUUGGAACGAUACAGAGAAGAAUAGCAUGGCCCCUGCGCAUCCACUAAUCUUUGUAGUGACAGUAUUAUGACCUCUAGCGGUGCAGUUGGGCAAUUUUAGACUCUUAACUUGAAUUCUCUUAACGCUGCUGCCCUGGCCUCUUUAGAUGGUAAUAAUGUUUGUCCCUUCACUUAACUUCAAAAUAUUGUCAGCCAUGCCUGGUGUAUUUGGAACCCUUCAUACUCAUUCUGCAGAUUUCACCUCUGUUUAUCCUCGGGCUCAAUUUCCUUCCUUGUCUUCUGUUGCUCCCCCUUGCGGUGUUAUCCAGAUUGUAAGCCUCUUGGGGCCAGGGACUUGCUCUAUUCUGUUCCUUGCAAAGUGGCAUGUAUAGAUACAGUGGUAUCUCGGGUUAAGAACUUAAUACGUUCUGGAGAUCUGUUCUUAACCUGAAACUGUUCUUAACCUGAGGUACCACUUUAGUUAAUGGGGCCUCCUGCUGCCACUGCGCCGCCACCACACGAUUUCUGUUCUCAUCCUGAAGCAAAGUUCUUAACCCGAGGUACUAUUUCUGGGUUAGUGGAGUCUGUAACCUGAAGUGUCUGUAACCUGAAGCAUCUGUAACCCUAGGUACCGCUGUAAUCUCAUAAUUAUCAUAUAUUUUUAUUAGUGGCCUACCUUACAGGGCUGUUGUGGGAGGAAUAUUGAGAGCGCUUUGGACCCUUGGGAGUGGACGUUGCUGAUGAAAAGCCUCAAAGGCCCUGACCUCUGCUUGCCUCCCCCCAGGGCCACGACUGCUGUCCAAUGCUGUUCACCUAUGACGAGCAGCAGGGCACGCUGAGUUUCGGGGGGAAGCUGGACAUCCCCAAGCAGGGCGCCCAGCGUGGCCUCACGGCUCGCGAGCGCUUCCAGAACCUGGAUAAGAAAGCCAGCUCUGAUACCACCAGCAAUGCCACUCUGGACACCCUCCACAAGAACAGCAUCAGGUAAGUUCUUCCGUGGGCUCUGCCCCUCUGCAAAUUAAACAAGAUAACAUUGCAGAACCGCAGCUGCAGGCGUGCAAGACCAGAUCCAGCCUGAUCUAAGAGACCCGCCAGCAGCUGCAGGGAAAAGACUGCCCCAGCUCCCCUGUGCUGAGACUUCGGAAAGCCGUGACCAGUCAAAUGACACUGGGAUACAUGGACUGGCUCAGUAUAAGGCAGCUCCGUACAUUCAAUGGAAGGGUCAUCCUUCCCCAGUUCUUGUUGAGAUCCUCUCUGAAUUCACCAGGCAAUGGGGCAGAUCUGCUAUGAAAGAAUGAAGCUCAAACUUCAGGGCCUCUCGUCCUGGAGCCACAUGGCUGCAAAAUUCUAGGGCAACUAAACCAAAUUUGAGUCGCACAUCUCCAAUUGAUUCAUGUUUUGUUGUCUACGUUUCAACAACCCCAAAGUUUUGGAGUUGGUAGCUCAGGUGUUGUAAAGGUGUGGUGAUCUGUCAUGGAACAACCCCAUUCAAGAAGGUAAUGGUGGCUACCCAGACCUUGUUGCUGGUUGCCAAGGGGGCCCCAUAACUCUUCAAGCUUCAGGGCCCCCAAAAUGUUGGUCCGCCACUAGACAUAAACUGCUUGAAUCCUGGGAGGACAGAGGUUGGGUAGAUUGCAUGUUUGGGAGGCAGGCAAUUUACCUGCUCUAGAUGGAGUCUAGAAGGAGCAAGUGCAUGUAUUGGAGGUCUCCAAGAUACAUCUUUGACACCAGAGGGCAUUCCUCUAUGGCUAGCAGUGCCUUUUACCAGCUUUGUCUGGUUCUCCAGCUACUGCUGUUCCUGGACAGGGAUAGCCUGACCACCUUAGUCCAUGCACUGGCAAACUUGAGGCUGGAUUACUGUAAUGUGGGGCUGACCUUGGACCUGGUGCAUAAGCUCUAGGUGGUGCAAAUGCGUCAGCCAGACUGCUGGAGGGGACAUCUGGCCCAGCAGCAUGUGACACCUGGCUACCCAUUUACUACCAAGCCAGGUUCAAGGUCCUUGUAUUAAUUUACAAAGCCCUGAAGAACUGAGGUCCAGGGAACCCCAGGGACCACCUGAACCCUGACAUCCCAGCUCCAUCACUUAAAACGCCUUCAGGAGCAUCGUUGGUUGGUUCCCCAAGUUGGCGAGGCUCAUCUGACAACAAGAAACUAAGAUCCUUCAGGGUCAUUGGCCCAGUCCUGUGGAACUUUCUGCCAAUAGAAUUGGCAGGUGCUUUCUGUUUCAACUUUCAGCUGCCUGCUGAAAACUUUGUAGGCAAUAAAAAAAUGCACCUUCCCACUAUACAGUCGUACCUUGGAUCUCGAACGGAAUCCGUUCCGGAAGUCCGUUCGACUUCCGAAAAUGUUUGACAACCAAGGUGCAGCUUCCGAUUGGCUGCAGAAGCUUCCUGCCCCCAAUUGGAAGCCGUGUCAGCUGCGUUGGACAUUCGGCUUCCAAAAAAUGUUUGCAAACCGGAACACUCACUUCUGGUUUGCGGUAUUUGGGGGCCAAAAUGUUCGAGUCACAAGGUGUUCAAGAACCAGGGUAUGACUGUAUUGUUAGCCAAAUUUCUGAAUUUCCUGAUGUAAGCCAGGCCCGUACCUCGGGAAAAGACCCUACCUCAUCCAGGUCACUAUCUUGGCUGAGCUGGGCUGUGGUUCAGUGGUAAAAAAUCCUCUUUGCAUGCAGAAGGAAGGCCCCAAUCCUUGGCAUCUCCCAAGUAGGGCAGGGGGAAAUCCCUGUCUUGAGUCCCUGGAGAGACAAAAGAUGUGACUCUGUUCAAAGCAAGUUUUCAUGUUCACCUCUUUGGGGGCAGAAUUUCCUAAUGGGGGCAUGCUAUGGUGGAAAAGGCCCCACCCUUAGAACUAUCCCCUGCCUUUGGUCUGACAACCCUUCGUCCUCUGUAAAAAAAAGGUAAAGGACCCCUGAUAGUUAAGUCCAGUUGUAGACGACUCUGGGGUUGCGAUGCUCAUCUCGCUUUACAGGCCAAGGGUGCUGGCGUUUGUCCGCAGACAGUUUUUCUGGGUCAUGUGGCCAGCAUGACUAAGCUGCUUCUGGUGCAACCGAACACCGAAACCAGAGCAGCACACGGAAACGCCGUUUACCUUCCCACCGGAGCGGUACCUAUUUAUCUACUUGCACUUUUGGGUGUGCUUUUGAAUUGCUAGGUUGGCAAUCAUCCUCUGUAGUCCCGUACAAUUUCCCCUCUGCUUUGAGCAGUCCUAGUUUGGCAAUUAACACCCACAGUUGUCUUGUCUUCCCUUUCAGCCAAAUAUCUGUGAUUGCUGGUGGGAAAGGCAGCUGCUCCAAGUUCUGCACCACAGGAAUGGACGGAGGAAUGAGCCUAUGGGACAUCAAAGUAAGCAAAAAAAGGCUGGGUGGGGAAGAUGCAGUUUUUGCCCUAAUAGACUAGUGGUCACACCAUUUGCAUUUAGUAUGUGAAGAUGCUCACUAAGGGGUUGCGCCAGAGGAAGACUUUGGAUGGUCACUACAAAAAGCAUCACCUCCUAAUGGCAAGGAUGGGAAAUUGUUUCUUAAGCCUGAGGGGCCACAUUCCCUUCUGGGCAACCUUCUCAGGGCCACAUGCAGCUCAGACCUUGUGUCCCUCAGACCUUGUGGGGGGCUGGACUAUAUUUUGAAAAAUAAAAUAAAAUGAACGAUUUCCUGUGCCCCAAAAUAACCCAGAGAUGCAUUUUAAAUAAAAGGACACAUUCUGCUCAUGUCAAAACACGCUGUUUCCCAGACCGUCUGCAGGCCGGAUUUAGAAGGCGAUUGGGCUGGAUCUGGCCCCCGGGCCUUAGUUUGCUUACCCGUGGUCAGGAAUAACUUUCUGAGAGUAAGAGCUGCUUGACAGUGGGAACGGGCUCCCUCAAGUGGUGGUGGACUCUGGAGUUUUUAAGCAGAGGUUGGAUAGCCACCUGUCACGGAUGCUUGGGUUGAAAUUCCUGCAUUGCAGGGGGUUGGACUAGAUGACCCCUGGGGCUUGGGGAGAAAGUCUCAAGGUCCACAAAGGGAUACAUUCAGCUCCUGCACCUGAGGUUUCCCACCCCUGCUCUCUGGAAACAGCCCUUAAGAGGUUUUAUUAAAUGGACCCAUGCCCAACUCUUUAACUUCCUUUGGGAUUGCUUCUUUUUUAAUUUGGCAAAGUCUUUAAGAAAUACACUUUCUGCAAUCUGAAGCCAUGAGACAUACACAAUGUAUGCUCCCAUUGCAACGUGAUAUAUCAUGCCUGGGAUCAAGCUAUUAUUUUCAGCACGUCCCCAGGGCUUGAAUACACCCUGUAGGAUUUGUCUCCACUGCAAGCUGCUGAGGUUGUCAGGUUUCAGGCUUUGGCCUGGCCUUGCAUUAGUCAGAGGGAAGCAGCUGGUUUGGGGGGUCACGAAAAGGCACCAAAUGGUUUCAGUUGUUACUGCUGGCAUUUGUACUGCCAAGUGUGUGGGAUUUUCUACAUCUGGGGUCUCUGGGUUGCGCCCAAUGUUUUGUUUUGUAUUUUUUUUUUAAAAAAAAAAUUAAGCAAAUUUAGCAAAUCAAAUUAUAAAUCAAAUAUAACCAAUUACAUUUCCCACCCCCUCCCUCUCCCACCCUCCAAAGACUUCCCUCAGCACCCCUCUCUGAUUUGUUCAUACAUAUUAUUCUCUGCAUGUUAUAAAGUUGUACAUAUCAUUAUCUUAUCUAUCCUAUGUUCUACUAAUAAAUUUGUGGAUGUUUAUUCAAAACCUGCCAAGAAAUCAAAAUCCUUCUGUUGUCUUUUUAAGUAGUUUGUAAAUAGUUCCUAUUCUUCCUUAAAGUCACGGUUAUCCUUCUCACGCAGUUUGUGUGUUAACUUUGCCAUCUCCGCAUAACCCAAUAUUAGUCCUGCUUCAAGCAGACUCAUUGAAACGGACAUGACUGUUGCUGCUCCAUUAAUUUCAGUGGGUCUACUCUUGAGGCCCUACCUGCACUAUAAAGCAGUAUCAUACCACUUUUAACGCAGUCUUCCUGCUCUUGGAACGAUUCCUCUCCUGUCCGAUGACCCUUUGCCCAUUGCAUUGGGCAUCCAUGCCCCGGGAGCCCUGACCAAAACUCUGGACAGCUGCUAUCCUUCAGCACAACAGUGAAAAACAUGGCACACCUUAGGAUAAGGCAGCUUCCAACGUCCCAUGUUUAAAACUAAGAGAAAAUAAUAUUUGGACCAAAAUCAGCAGUUGCAGUUUUUGAAUUCUGGAUGUUGUUGUUGUUGUAUUGCCCUUUAUCCGUAGAUCUCAGGGCGGUUCACGACAUAAACAUACAAGAUAAAAAAUGCAAAGAACAAAACAAAACCAAUCGCCCCCUCCCACAACACAUUAAAAAGGGCAUCAGAUAUCAGCAAGCCAAAGGCCCAAUUGAAGAGGGUUGUUUUCACCUGACGCCUAAAGGUUUAUAAUGAAGGCGCCAGGCAAGCUUCCCUGGGGAGAGCAUUCCACAGACAGGGAGCCACUGCAGAGAAGGCCCAUUUUCUUGUUGCCAAAUCUCUCAUGGAGGGGGCACACAAAGAAGGGCCUCAGAGGUUCGGUUCAUAUGGAGAGACGGUCCUUGAGGUAUUGCAGUCCUGAGCAAUACUUUGUGAAUAUUUUCCAUUCACAAGGAAAAUAGCCCUGGAGCAGGUGUUUCAGUGGCUCUGUUUGGCCCAUUUCUGGGUGUUUUGACAAUCUGUUAAUGACUUUUUAGGUUUUCCUCACCCAGAAUGCCAUUUUUCUUCUGACAAACCUGCGUUUUCAUUUCAGAGCUUGGAGUCUGCUAUGAAGGGCCUGCGGAUCAAGUAAAAAAGGACUGAAGAAUUAUUCAUCUCAGCAGCGCUUCCGUCUCACUGGAGUCUGGGGGGGGGGGGCAGGGCAGAAGACCCCCGACUACCAGCUUUUGCUUCCCUACCCGAUGCAACCUGCUUCAUUCCUGCAAUCCCGCAUACCUAAGAUGACAAUCCCACCAGCUACAAAUUGGGCAGAUUUUCUGUGUCGCCAGUGGAAAACAGGUUGAUAACUGUUAACAGUGUUCAAUAAAGAGAUGCUGGUCACAAUUAACAUAGCAAAACUUCCAUCUCCUCCUCUCCUACCACCAGGAGAGACCAUCAGCACAACUCUUAACUAUGUCCAAUCCUACUGAAUGGUUAUUUUAUCUUUAGCAAAGAUUUCCACCCAUUUUCUGGGGACAGACAUUAAACUAACCAGCCUGUAAUUUCCAGGAUUGUCCCUGGAGCCCCUUUUUAAAAUUGUGUGUUACAUUUACUGCUUUCCAGUCCUCAUGCAUGGAGGUUGAGAUGAAGGACAAACUGCCUAUUUUUGUUAGCUCAGCAGUUUCGCAUUUGAAUUUUUUAAGAACUCUUGGGUGACUGCCAUCCGAACCUGGUGACUGAUCACUUAUCCCCUGCCCCCCGUUGGGCCUAGAUUAUCUCUCCCUGCCACAAUCUGCCCUUGUUCCCCAGGCCACUGGGAUCUGCCUCAUCUUUUCUGUUGUAAAGACAGAUGCCAAUAAGUCAUUCAGCUUCGCUGUAGCAGUCUCCUCUUCCCUUGUCACGCCUUUGACUCCCUUGUCACCCAAAGGUGCAGCUGCCUCCCUAGAUGGCUUCCUGUUACGAAUAUAGUUAAGAACUUGCUGUUGUUGGUCUUAAGUGUUUUCAGGAGGGCUAGUAUGGCGCUGCUGACUUGAUGUCCAAUACUAGUCCUACUUAAGAGUGGAUCCAUUGAAAUUGGCCUCAACAGGUCCAAUAAUUUCAGUGGGUUUACUCCCAAGUAGAACAACCCCAUCUUUUUCCUGGGGUAGUUUUCUGUCUGCAGAUAUGUUUUUAUGGAGAGGGUUUCUCAGAACUGGACCACUGCCACAGUUUGAAGCAGCGCAGGCCCAAUUUGAAUAGACUAGGCAAAGAGUGGGGGACACAGUUGGCUCCUUUGUUCCCAGCAGCCCCAGCUUGCAUGAGCCACAGUGGUUUCUGCAGGCCCAUGUCCUGCCUCACUGAAGGCUUUGGAACUCAUUCCUCAGCGCCAGCAGGGCAGGCCAGCCAAAGUCGCUUCUACAGAAGACAAGGCACGGAAGGCGUUGUACGAUAAUUUAAACUUUAUUCAGCCAAAUAUACAAGUUUUGCUUCCAAUUUGCACCUGUUCCAACAUGUUGCACAAUCAAGAAAAGAGUUCUCUGGUUUUGCAGGGAUGUGUUUUGUUUUCGCAGUUAAAAAGUCACUAUCAGAGGAGAAGGGAAGAAAUUAAGGAUGGCUUCUUUUUAAAAAAAUAAAAAUGGGGAGAGAGAAGGGUAGAAAGUGGAAAUAAAAAGACCAAAACAGCCACAC
Podarcis lilfordi (Lilford's wall lizard) is the source of this 26554-nucleotide messenger RNA. The record is from the annotation of a GenBank genome assembly. NCBI's taxonomy places the organism in Eukaryota, Metazoa, Chordata, Lepidosauria, Squamata, Lacertidae.